GCAAUUUGCCAAAAGCUUCACUCCACAUCAUGAAGUCGGUUCUCUCGCUCGCUGCGCUCUGCCUCCUCGUGCCGUCGGCCUCGGGCUUUGGCAAGUUCGUUGCGCUCCUCCCCAACGGCGACAAGGUCGCCGGUAAUGCGGCCAUCGGCCACGUCGACCCGAGUGGCGGCGGCGCGCGCAACGCUUUUGGCAAGGACUUUGCGGCCAACGGCGCCGCGUGGAACUCGGCGCUCUGCAAGCUCGACUCGGACGGCGAUGGCGCGACCAACGGCGAAGAGCUCGGCGACCCGUGCUGCACGUGGACGGCCGGCGCCGCGCUCACGUCGACGGCGACGCCGACGUCGCCGGGCACGAAGGAUACGUUCACGACGGCGCAGCUUGCGGCGCUCAAGUGCGCGUCGACGCCCAGUGGCAACUCGACGGCCAAGCCCGGCAACGCGACGAUCGUGACGACGAAGCCGUCGUCGUCGUCGGUCACGACGGCCCCGUCGACGACCAAGCCCGCGGCCAGCAGCGCGGCAAUCGCAUCCGUGUCGUUCACGCUCGCUGUCGCGGCGGCGUGGACCGGGGCCCAGUAAGUAGGGACUUGAGCACGUUGUAAACUGUACAAUUGUAUUAUUCGU
Saprolegnia parasitica CBS 223.65 is the source of this 623-nucleotide messenger RNA. RefSeq lists its product as hypothetical. The transcript has a single exon. The coding region runs from base 30 to 578 and encodes 182 amino acids. The record is from RefSeq and is a predicted model, not a curated record. NCBI's taxonomy places the organism in Eukaryota, Oomycota, Saprolegniomycetes, Saprolegniales, Saprolegniaceae.